Messenger RNA from Tuber aestivum (summer truffle), 2291 nucleotides. NCBI's taxonomy places the organism in Eukaryota, Fungi, Ascomycota, Pezizomycetes, Pezizales, Tuberaceae. The record is from the annotation of a GenBank genome assembly.
AAUUUGGAAUCAUUAUGGAUUAAUCUUUAACAAGUAACUGCUCCAGUGUGUGCAAAAAGAUUGAUGUAGGAGGCUGUAGAGCAAAACAAAAAAAUAACCUCUUUUAUAUUGGAUCUCUUUAUACGGGAAACCUAGACUAUUACGAACCCUGCUCCCAUACAAAUAGUUAUAAGGGCUUUCGUUCAACCUUGCUAUAGUGAACGAAAAAUCCUGAACCCUUGACAUUCGUUAUAACGAGGUGGGACUGCAAUUUAAUCAUGUCACUACGGUAGUGCAGGAAAAAAAAAAAAAACCUUCAUCUUCAGUCCAAACCCUGACCACCUCCAACCUCGAUGCCAACCUCCAGAGGGGCAACCUCCCUGUGGCUCAGCAGUACCUCCACUCACCCCCUCCGUUUUCGCCUCUUCGGGACGUCAAUACCACAACUCCGUCUAACAAUGGAGCAAACGGGGGAGAAAAUAUACUCCAGUUGGUCACAAAAGGAUUUGAUAGCACGGAUCUUAGAAUUGGAGGGAAAGAAGGAUAAGUGAGGGAGCCACCACACUCUUGGCCCUUUUCCCGAAUAGCAACUAAUAAUGCCCAGAAUCAAAAUUAUACAUCCCAAAAAUUCCAAGCGGAAAUUCGACCCUUCUUUAUACUCUACCCGACACAUUGCCCUGCGGAUAGCGUAUCUAGGAGGGAAUUACACUGGUUUCGAGUAUCAUCCGAAUAGCCCCAACCCCACAGACACCAUCGAAGAGCAGAUAUUUAGAGCUUUACUAAAGGCUCGGUUGGUCCCCAGCAACGGUGUUGAAGGUGAGGAGGAAACAGUGCUUGGAUGGCCUGGUGAUGAAGUAGCCGAGUAUUCAAAAUGUGGCAGAACCGAUACAGGGGUCUCAGCCUUUGGGCAGGUUAUCGGUGUUCGAGUGCGCAGUAACAGGCCGCGGCCCAAAAAGCCUGCUGAUGAGGUUGCAGAAGAGGACGACGAGGGAGAGAGAGAGAGAGCUGAAUUUGACGACGAAAAGGAUGAACUUCCAUACCUACAGAUCUUGAAUCGACUACUUCCAAAAGACAUUAGAGCCCUAGCCUGGUGUCCACAUCCCCCGCCUGCAUUUUCCGCUCGGUUCAACUGCCAGCAAAGACACUACCGCUACUUCUUUACAAACCCCGCCAUAGCACCCUCACCAAACUCAACAGUCGGAAGCCUAGACAUUGACAAAAUGCGUGAAGCCGCAAGACUCUACAUUGGCGACCACGACUUCAGAAACUUCUGCAAACUCGAUGCAAGCAAGCAAAUCACCCGCUUCGACCGGAUAAUCCAUCACGCAGAUAUCGUCGAGCUACGGCAAUCAUCACCAAGCAACAGUCCAAAAGUGUACUACUUUGAACUCCAUGGGUCGGCAUUUCUCUGGCACCAAGUCCGACACAUGGUUGCCAUCUUAUUCCUGAUCGCCCAGGGGCUAGAACCACCCAGCCUGGUUACUGAAAUGCUGGACAUCUCCAAAAACCCUCGGAAGCCAAUGUACGAGAUGGCCGACGACAGGGCUCUCGUUCUCUGGGAUUGCGUCUUCCCGGACGGAAUGCUGCAAUGGCUGUACCCGCGCGGAACCAGACUGGAAGGUCGCAACGAAGUUCUUGACGACGUCUGGUCCAGAUGGCAUAAAUCUAAGAUCGAUGAGAUACUAACAAGUGGAUUGAUGAAGAUAGUUUCCGCAAACGGAGACCCGGCUUCAAAUUCUGGGCUCCAGUGCACACCUGCGAUGCUCGGUUCGGGAGAAUUUUCCAUAACCACACAGGAAAUGGGGGUAGCAAAGAGGAAAGCCAAGGGCAAGUCACAGAUCCUUGUCCUGGGCGGCCCCGAGCCGUUAUUUAGGGGGACGUAUAUUCCUAUCUUGGAGAGAAAACGGAUGGAGGAUAUCGAGGUUCUCAACGCGAGAUAUGUGGAGAAGAAGGGCGAUUGGCAGGAGAAUAGGAAGAAGAGGCAGGCGAAGAGGAAAGCAGCCGAUAUCUCGGAGGAGAUUAUGCAAACGAGCGUGAGCUUAUGAUGCGGCUGUAUUCUCCGGGCCGUGUAUCGUUUGGAUGAUUCUGGGGCACAAUCAGCUUGUAAAUAUAAGUUAGAGCAAAGAAUAUGGUUGGAUGUGCUUUCGCAUUCCCCCUCAUUAGAAAUUUUGGCGUCAAUCUAACGCGGGCUCCCUGUCCUACAAACUAAGUUAACCCUCAUCCCAACCAGCAGAGAUGUCUUCACCAAACAACCCUCGGGAAAGCCGUUUCCCGCUCUAGAAGGAUGCCUCACACAAUAUGGGUACGGCAGC